AAGCCGUGGGAUCACACUCUCGUCCCUUGGCUCUAUGGAGAGGAGCGGGAUCCAAGAUAUCUUCUUUCGACUGAUUCCAAUUUACACGGGCAAUGAGUUUCCUUUCGGCCGGAAUCGUGGCUAGGAAUCGUCGAUGGUUCUGCAGAUGAGCUCCGGCAAAGAUUCCGGUCACAUUCUUAAUGAAGGUGGCGGUGGCUAUCAGGAUUGGGAUCGAGCUUGGAAAUGGGGAAAACUGGUUUCGUGAAACUGCGGGAAGCUUCUGGGAGAGGUAAUUGUUGGGACUCCCAUCCCUUCCCUCCCUUUAUUACCAUUUAGGACUUGUAUAGGUGAGAAGAGAGAAAAAGUGGCGGGGCUGCCGGCGCCGGAGGAGAGGAUGCCUAUGUUGAGAAUAAAAAAAAAAAUGAAUUUACAAGUCUACCCCUCCACUACAACCCACCAAGAAGUGUUAUGAGGGUAAACUAAAUGAUAGUGAAACAAACUCCUUCACUGUCGAUAGUGCUGUGAAAGAAAACAAAAAAUUUCCCGCCUUUUAUUUCUUUGUUAGUUCUUGUCCGUCUCUGGCUAUUUGUGACUUCGCGCAGUUCAAGCCUGAAGGCAAACCCUAGACUAUGGAGGAAGAGAUCAAAGCACAGUUUGAAAGGAGUGGAUUUUCUCUCGAAGAUGAGGAAGAAGUACUGAAGAAAUGUCUCACUUUCUGCAUAAAUUUCAAGCUCGGGCCUUCCGAUCUCGUUUCAAGCUGGGAGGUUUACUACCUCAAUAGACAACUUAAUGGAUCCUCGGUGCAGAAUGCUCACAUGGAUGGUUUCUUAUUGUACCUACAAAAUGAGCAGAAGGACUUGGUAACUAAAGAGGAUCCCAAUUUGCACAUCUAUUCCAGUAAUGAUGUCGACAUGAUUCUAAAUGAUGAGCAUGAGGAUACAAAAGAAGGUAUUCUUGGUACUCCAGUGGAUAGAUCAGAAAUAAUCCAUUCAGACUUAUCUAAUUUUAUGCCUGGAAUAAAUGGGAAGUCCACAUCUGGAAAACAAUUAAAGCUUGUGAGUAACCAUAUCACUCCUUUCGGACAAAGGAAAACCAAGUUCGUGGUACAACUUUCUUUCAAUAACCCACCGGCUAUAGAGAAUGGCAUAAAAGAGGACAAUUUUGAGAGUCUUGAGGAUGAUGUCAUCAAGAGGGUCAGACCCAGCGUGAAGUGUUCCUUGCUAGUUCAUGUGUCACAGCCAGAACCAGGUUGCAGAUUCAUGUACGACAGAAUUGAAGACAGGUUCAGUUCCCUUGAAGACCGCAUCAUAAAGUAUGCAAAUGCACUUGUUGCUUCUGAACUCUAUGAGGAACCAACGGAUCCCACAGUGGCUUCUCAGAAAAGUGUGUUUUCAGUUGGCAUGGUGUGUUGUGAUGGAGAAGGUCGUCUGAAUGAGAAGUCCAUUCUAUUGCAAAGCAGUGUUGAGCAUUCUGGUGGUCAACGCGUGCGUCUUGACAUACAGAAAUUGACCCAGUUUUCCUUCUUCCCGGGACAGGUGGUUGGUGUUGAGGGUCACAAUCCCAGUGGACACUGUUUGGUUGCAUCUAAAGUAGUAGAUGCUAUUCCUUUUUUGCCUCCUCCUGACAUGGGUUUGCCUCCUGCAAAGAAGCAAGCUCUUGACCAAGAAUUUCAGCCAACUCCUUCCACUAUGCUUGGGGAGCUAUCAUUGGUUAUUGCGGCAGGUCCCUUCACAACAUCUGAUAACUUGUUAUUUGAGCCUUUAGUAGAACUGCUAGCUUAUGCAAGCAGAAAACAGCCUCAAUUGCUUAUGCUGCUGGGGCCAUUUGUUGAUUCUGAACAUCCUGAGAUUAAGAAAGGAACUGUUCAUAGAAGCUUUGUAGAAGUUUUUCGUGUGGAAAUUCUUAGAAGGUUGCAAGAUUAUGCUGAAUUUAUGGGUUCUGCUGCUCGAGUGAUUCUUGUUCCAUCCAUUCGAGAUGCAAACCAUGAUUUUGUUUACCCUCAGCCUGCAUUUGAUAUCCAUCCUUCUGAUCUAAAAAAUCAGAUAAGUAGUCUUUCAAAUCCAAGCCAAUUCUAUGCAAAUGAGGUCAAGGUAGGUUGCUGCACGGUGGAUAUCCUGAAACAGCUUAGUGGGGAGGAAAUCUCACGAAACCCAGCCAAUGGAUCAUCUGGCGACCGAAUGAGUCGAUUAGCCAUUCAUUUACUCAGCCAGCAUAGCUUUUACCCCUUGUAUCCACCCUCAGAAGGUGUUCCCUUGGAUCUGUCACUUGCUCCAGAAGCUAUGCAGAUCUCUUCAAUUCCCGAUAUUCUAGUCCUGCCUUCAGACUUGGCUCCAUUUGUGAAGGUACUUUCUGUUGAUGGGAGAAUGGAAGGGGAUGAGCAAUCAAAGUGCAUAUGUGUGAAUCCUGGGAGGUCAGCUAAGGGCAUUGGAGGGGGUACCUUUGUAGAGCUAAAUUAUCACAAGAAUCUGGACAGAACAAGUGCUUCAAUUAUAAGGAUAUAAAUCCAGGACCGGAGAGUUAGUACCUUGUGGUGACCAAGCAGCAGAUGUGCAGAGAAGCCUGUUCUAAGGGAGUAAUGAACAAAGAGGCUGAUAUGCAGAUGAAUGAGAAACAGAGGAAGACCAAAAUAGUGCUGAUGACGAGGAGGAUGAAGAUGAGUUUCUUUACAGCAUUCUGGCCGAGUCUAGUGGGGAUUUUUAUUAGAACAACCUCUUAUUUAUGUAUAGAGUUGUCUUUUGUAACAAUAGGUUUUGCUCUGUUGAGAAUCAACUUGAUGGGGAUCCAAUGUAAGCAGUUCAGUCUUGUUACAGACUACAACAGAACCUGUGAGGCAUUUCUAUAUGCAUGAAAUCACAGAAGGAACUGGGGAAACAUGCUCUCUUUUGGGUCCAUCUUUUGAAAAUAGUAUCAUCUUAAUGAGCGGAUAUCACAAAUA
This is a messenger RNA of Macadamia integrifolia, 2914 nucleotides long. Its product is annotated as DNA polymerase alpha subunit B. Gene Ontology annotation, molecular function: DNA binding. The record is from RefSeq and is a predicted model, not a curated record. The coding region runs from base 609 to 2480 and encodes 623 amino acids. The transcript is spliced from 16 exons. Lineage: Eukaryota; Viridiplantae; Streptophyta; Magnoliopsida; Proteales; Proteaceae. Gene Ontology annotation, cellular component: alpha DNA polymerase:primase complex. Gene Ontology annotation, biological process: DNA replication initiation; DNA replication.